GCGGCUCGCUGGAGUGGGGAGAGGGAAGGAGAGGGACUCAAGUGCUAGAGGCCCGUGGAAUAUCGUGGCGCAGUCAGUAGUUCUCGAGCACUUCUGUAAAGAUGAAGGAACCAUGGAAGAAGACGUGCAACGGCAAGGUAAUAAUUACCUUAAACGAUGAAAAAACCGCGCCUACCGAGGUCGAGGUGCCCGUGGAUCUCAACUGGACCAAUCGUAGUGACAAGAAGCAUUCAGCCCCCAAGGCCGUUAUUCUCAUGGGCAUUGUUCUUAUCUUGGGACUGACGGUUGUUACUCUCUUUAAGGUUCAGAAUCUCGUUUAUUCAACGAGCUAUAUCAACUGGCGUAUGCAAGAGCUCGAAUCGACAGUGAGCGACAGUAACAAUGACGUGAAGCUCAUCAAGUUUAAGAUGUCUCUGCAAGAGAGAGACAAGGAAAUCGCCGAGGCUCGGGCAUCCAGAGCCGAGCCACUUAUAGCUUCGAUCGGUGGCAUAAAGAAUAUCGAGCAUCAAUUCGAUAAUCAGGAUUUGAAGUUGGCCGAGACGCAGAAUCAUAAGCUAUCGUCCAACUCGUUGAUUUCGGAGACCACCGAGAGGAAAAACUCCAAGGAGGCCGAAGUGCAAAAUUCUAAGAAGAUUUCGGAUAAUGUGCUCACUAACGUGAAAUCUACGAUGCCGGAGACUAAGAAUAAGGUCGCGGAAUCCACGGAUUUGGAUGACGCUCGUAAUCAUCCGAAUCCAUCGGAUCCCGAGGAAUGGAUUAAGCCAUUGGUCGAGACGUUCGAUAUUUUCGGCAAUCAACCCAUCGAGGACCAUUUCAUUCAGAACGUUCUCAUGAAGCUCUUGAUGCCUGAGAACAACUUCGAGGUUCUCGAAUUUAACAAGAUGCACGAGGCUGGUAAUAAUAAUAAUGCCGGCCACGAUGCCCCGAACCAGAGCAUUAUUUUGAAUCCUAUGCCGCGCAACGUUAAGGAGAAACCGAUAAAGCCGUUGCCCAUGCCGAUUGAAAGCUUAUUGAUGAAAUCGCUGAUUCCGCCAGCCAGUAACUUUAAAAUCUUCCACUUCAAUGAGAAACCCGAGCAGCAGCCGCAAAACAUCAUGGGAGAGGACCUUUUGCCCAAAACGAUAAUCCCGAAUAUAAAGGCUCUGAUACCGUCCAACAACAUGAAGAUCUUUCAACUCAAUGACAGACCCGAGCAAAAUCCUGAAGACGACCCGCCAAAAAUCACCAUUCAGAGCAUCAAGCUAAAGCUGCUGCCGUUAUCACCUCAAGAUGAUUUUGCCGAUAAGAGAAGUUUUCCAGCCAAUGAAAAUGGAAAUAAUAACUUCGAAAUUAUCCGACUGAAUGAGUCACCGGAGCCUAGCCAGGAUGUCGAGGCGCCCAAGAUGCCAUUGCCUCCUCCCUAUUACAAUUCAUUUCCCAUUCCCAUUCAGGACCUUCUCAUGAAGACGAUCUUACCGUCGUCGUCGAAGGGCAUUGAAUUUGUACCUCUUAAUGAUAAACCAGAUGAGCAACACAUGAUACCAGCAUCGCAGAAUCAGCAAUCUCAUGGAGGUAACGCAGAGAUCGUUCACUCGGAUAAAUUCAACCCCUUGCCAAUUCCCAUUCAAAGCAUCCUGAUGAACACGUUGCUUCCACCACCGAAUCAAAAUGCGGACGAUCGCUUCAAUCGAGAAAAUCCGGAACAAACGCAUCAAGAAAUGGAAGUAACAAAGAUCCCCAUACGUACCAUCAACAUCAAUCCAUUUUCCCUAUCAUUGUCAGAUGCUCUAAUGAAAUCCAUGCUUCCGAUAAAUGCUUUUGGCGAGCACCUCCAGCAGCAGCAGCAGCAGCAGCAGCAGCAGCCACCGAUGCACGCGCAGUCCCAGGAACAGACGCCGAUCCACGUGCAAGCAGAGGGAGAGACGCCGAUACACGUGCAACCACAUUUACAACCACAGAACAGCGAAGUGCCACGAGGACCAUCGCGUAGUACAAAGUUGAAUCCAGUUGAUGAGACAAAACAAGUAUCACCAUCAACGGAAUAUCCUACCGAGUCAGCGGAAAAAUAA
Ceratosolen solmsi marchali is the source of this 2048-nucleotide messenger RNA. RefSeq lists its product as uncharacterized. The transcript is spliced from 3 exons. Lineage: Eukaryota; Metazoa; Arthropoda; Insecta; Hymenoptera; Agaonidae. The record is from RefSeq and is a predicted model, not a curated record. Bases 102 to 2048 code for a protein of 648 amino acids.